AUGGAGACCUCGAAAGAACACCUCUCUGACACCGUUGCCGCUGCCCCGUACAGCCACAGGCCCCCGAGCCCCCCCUAUAUCCCAAUUCCCCUGACAUAUCCAAAGGGACCUGCUGCAGCCACCAUCGUUCCCUCAUUCGACAAUGUAGACGCAAUGCGGUUGACGAGCGAGGAUCUCAGAAUCAUCACUCGAAACAAAAGCCAGACGGCUACCGACAGAUCAGUAGGAUGGAGCUACGAAUCCCGCCGCAAGGCCCAGUCAAUCUUGGAUUUCCUCUACCUCGGUCCCUUGUCUGUUGCCCGCGACGAGGCUUGGCUUGCCAAGGAGGGCAUCACCAUGAUCAUAGUGACGCGUCAUUCCAGAGUCGCCCAAGCGAGGCUAAUGAGCGUGGAUAAGGUCGCGCAGAAGCUGGGCAUAGGAGUCGAGUACCUGGAUGUCCAAGACAAUGCCGAACUGAUCCGUGGCUUCCCCGAGGUUGUGGCAAAGAUCAACGGGCACCUUCUCGAUGUCUACCGUAGUCAGGCAAUGCCCAUGCAGGAGGGCCAAAUGAUCAUUGACAACGACAGCUUCAAGAGCGGAAAGGUUCUACUUGUUUGCGAGACAGGAAACGACCGGUCAACUUUCGUCGCUGCAGCGUACAUCAUGAAUAUGUACGGGAAAGACAUGAUUUCGACAGUCCAAUUCAUCUCGAUCCAGAGAUUCUCCGCCAACUUUGACGAGGACGGAAAGAGAAUGCUGCAAGCAUAUGAGGACAUACUCAACGCCCAGAGAAGUGUUUCCAUUGCGACAAGAGACAUUCCCCGGGCUGGUCAUUUCAACGGCCCUAGCGGCCGAGGCAAGCGAGGAAUCGAGUCGACAUUCAAUGAGGACGACAUGCUGGUGGGUGAUGGUUAUGCGACUUUCACCGCAGAUCGAGAACGCUACCAAGACAGGGGCAGAUUUGCUCCCUUCGUUGAUCGUGGCUCAGCGACUUAG
Colletotrichum higginsianum IMI 349063 is the source of this 975-nucleotide messenger RNA. Its product is annotated as Dual specificity phosphatase. Gene Ontology annotation, molecular function: F-box domain binding; phosphatase activity. Bases 1 to 975 code for a protein of 324 amino acids. The transcript has a single exon. Gene Ontology annotation, biological process: negative regulation of protein binding; protein dephosphorylation; regulation of ERK1 and ERK2 cascade. Lineage: Eukaryota; Fungi; Ascomycota; Sordariomycetes; Glomerellales; Glomerellaceae. The record is from RefSeq and is a predicted model, not a curated record. Gene Ontology annotation, cellular component: nucleoplasm; cytoplasm.